Messenger RNA from Prorocentrum cordatum, 786 nucleotides. The record is from the annotation of a GenBank genome assembly. NCBI's taxonomy places the organism in Eukaryota, Dinophyceae, Prorocentrales, Prorocentraceae.
GGAAUGCAGAUGAAGCACCUCCGCUGGGUCCACGUGGUCGCGCAGAGCCUCAGGAUAGAGGAAGCGCUCAACCUGUCGCUUCUAGACAUGAGCCGCACCGGGCGACUCUGGCCGGUGGCCUUCACUCGCAAGCAGCGCCAGUUCACGAUCCAGAUGCUAAAGUGUCGUCGCGAUCCGCUGAGGCGCAGAGUCGGGGCCAACGCGAGCGCGACCUGGAUCAAGUGCAUCGACUGCGACCUGAGGCUGGCCUACUGGAAUCGCCCAAAGAUCGAGGUGCAGCCCCACCUCCUGGCGAUCAAGGACGAUCCGAACCAGCGCAGCGCGGCGAUGCCGAACCUCCGCCGCUACAACAAUGGCCAGGACGACAAGAAGGAGCUCUUGAUCAAGCUGGUCAAGACCGACACCUCCAGGAGUCCGGCCGCGGUGAGGGUGCCGGCCCGCUCGGAGGCCACGUCGAGGCCUUCCUACGCACCGAUGCAGGUGGACGAGCUGGCCCAGGCGGAGCGGAAGAGCCGACCGAGGACAUCGGAAAGUACUCUUGCGAAGGAUAUGAAGGAGCUGAAGGACGCGAUUCUGCAGCAGAACGAGUACAUCCAGCAACGCAGCCAGGCUCUGCGGUUCCUCAUGCAGCCCCACUUGGCCCAGAUCCAGCAGUCCCAGGAGGCAGCGGUCAUGACGGCGAUUCCGGGCACGCCGCGCCAGGCCGACAAGUGGGAGGUGAUCGGUCAGCCAGCCUCCCAGUCGCCGGCGCCGGAGAUGCCGAUCGCCGCGGAGAAGGAGUCCUGA